Molecule: messenger RNA, 1461 nt
Organism: Mixia osmundae IAM 14324
Lineage: Eukaryota; Fungi; Basidiomycota; Mixiomycetes; Mixiales; Mixiaceae
Exons: 2
Coding region: 1-1461 (486 amino acids)
Source: RefSeq, a predicted model, not a curated record
AUGUCUGCUCUCGAGUCGAAGCCGAGCCUAGACGAUAGCUAUAUGCUCCCAGCGUCCGAAAGCGAGGCGAGUACGUCCAUACAGAUCGAGCCGACCUCAGCCGAGCCGCAAAAGCUACCUAUUCGAAGCUCAUUCGAGUACGGUGAGGAAGUGGCGGAAGAUGAGGGUCUGCUGUCGGGCAAAGGGAUGCCUCCUUGGCUCGCUGGCCAGAAGCGCGCACGUCUGCCAUCCGUUGCAGUCAUCGCAAGCGCAAUCCUGGGAGCCAUUUUGCUGCUUUUGCUCAUCCUCGCCCUUACAGCUGGCUACCGCUUCGAGCGACCUAGUCGUCUCAGGGGAUACAACCCCACAUCGGGAAAUGAUCUCAAGCUAUCUGGAGAAGAUCUUGGCUGGAACAUCAGUCUGAGUGAUGAGAUUCUCGCUCAAAGAUCAAUGAAAGAGCGAGAGUGCCUCAUGGCAUUCCCUCUCAAUCUGCCCGAAAUCAAGCAGGCUGUCGAAUGGACCAAAUCGCUCGGUGGUGUCACAUUGAGCGAUGUCGAGCAUUCAGGCGAGAUCUGGCACGCGCGUCUCAUGAUCAAGGAUGGUCGCUUGUUCGUCAAACGCUUCAGGCCUGCAUAUCAGUCGCGAUGUCAGGCAGUCAUGGCCGCAAUUCACGACGCCAUCAUCACUUCGCUCGAGCCGGUGCCAGAUAUCGAGUUCGUCAUCGGCUUGGACGACACCGCUCCGUUCGAGCCUGCCACUUGGGGUCUGGCUCGCCGGCUCGACUUGCCUGCCUGGCUGGUCAUCGACUAUGGCUUCAACGCUUGGCCGGAGCCCAUGAUCAAGGGUUGGCACACGUUCUUGGCAGAUGUCAAAUCUGUCAACGCCCAGAUGACAUGGCGUCAAAAGGCAAAGAAACUCUUUUGGCGUGGCGUCUAUCUGUCCGAAUAUCGCGAACAGCUCAGAGAUCACACCGUCAAUGAGUCUUGGGCAGACAUUGCUGCCGUCGAUUGGGGCAGACCGGAGGAGACUCGAGUGAGCAUGAGUCAUCAUUCGCGCUUCGCAUAUGUUGCAGCCACUGAGGGUGGCGACGCUUACUCGGGUCGUCUCAAAUACUUGCUCAGCACGCAGUCGACAGUGGUAUCCCAUCCAUUGAGGUGGCAGCAGCACUUUCACCCUGCCCUCAAUGGCAACGAAUCCUCUCCAGACCAGAACAUUGCCUACACAAAAGAUGGCUACAAUGAUAUCGUCGAAACAAUGAAGAAGCUUAUGAGCGACCCGGUCCGCUCCGAAAUGAUCGCAAAGAAUGCCGAGAAAGUCUUCACUCGUCGUUACUUCAGCGAUGCAGCACGCAGCUGCUACUGGCGUAGCGCCUUUCGAGGCUAUCGUAGUGUCAUGACCUUUGAGCCUGCAUACGACGGCUCAGAGGUCGACUACGAGUCUUUCAUGUUGAUGAAUGAAUUGGAGUGGCGUCCGCAUAAAUGA